AUGUCCACUUCAGAACAGGCAGACCUCGCCGUGAGGGAGAAACCAGGUGACAUCGACUUCGAAGCCAGUCAGCAAGCAAAAAAGCAGAAACAAGAGAAGAAGAAGGACAAGCCAGUAGGCAAAGCCGAAGCCAAUCUACCAGGCAAAGUUGGUGGUGGUGGAAAGAAAAAGAAAAUGGAAGGAGCUGCAUUAAUAGGUAUUGAUGUCGCGAAAGAGGACGACUUCUCAGAAUGGUACCAGCAGGUCUUGACAAAGGGCGACAUGCUCGAUUACUAUGACAUCUCUGGCUGCUACAUCCUCAAGCCUGCCUCUCAAUUCGUGUGGGACGAGGUUCGAGCCUGGUUCGACGCAAAGAUCAAGCAGAUGGGUGUCAAGAAUUGCUCCUUCCCCUUGUUUGUUUCGGAAGACGUCCUAAAUAAAGAGAAGUCACACAUUGAGGGCUUCGCCGCCGAAGUUGCUUGGGUCACACAUGGUGGUAGCACUAAGCUCGAGAAGAAGAUCGCCAUCCGUCCUACCUCCGAGACUGUCAUGUACCCAUACUACGCCAAAUGGAUUCAGAGUUACCGGGAUCUUCCCUUGAAGCUGAACCAGUGGAACUCGGUCGUCAGAUGGGAGUUCAAGCACCCUCAACCAUUUCUGCGAACGAGAGAAUUUCAUUGGCAGGAAGGGCAUACAGCGCACUUGACCAAAGCGGAAGCUGACAAGGAGGUCUUAGAGAUUCUCGAGCACUAUGCUCACGUCUACGAGCAGCUGUUAGCUGUUCCCGUCAUGCGUGGCAAGAAGACCGACAAGGAGAGAUUUGCGGGUGGUCUGUACACUACUACUGUCGAAGGCUACAUUCCAACCACAGGAAGAGGUAUCCAGGGAGGUCAGAAUUUCAGCAAGAUGUUCGGCAUCACCGUACAAGAUCCAGCCACCAAACCAGACGAGAAGAAGGAUCCUCUCUUCGUGUGGCAGAACUCCUGGGGCUUGUCUACGCGUGUUAUUGGUGUUAUGGUCAUGAUUCAUGGCGACAACCGAGGUCUUGUCAUGCCUCCAAGAAUCGCUGAGGUCCAGGUGGUCAUCGUUCCAGUCGGCGUAACGGCAAAGAUGGGCGAGGAGGACAGACAAACACUAUACAAGGAGAUUGAAGGCCUACAAGCGGUUCUGCGUGCAGUCGGCGUCCGUUGCGAGGCAGAUUUCAGAGACGGCUAUUCUCCAGGUUGGAAAUUUAAUGACUGGGAGCUCAAAGGUGUUCCCCUGAGGCUUGAGUUCGGCCCAGGAGAAAGCAAGGGUCACUUUGUGACCACCUCACGAAGAGAUUUGCCCAAGGAGGAUAGCAAAGGACAAAUCGCCAUUACAGAACUGAAUACCCAAAUUCCAGAACUCCUCGAGAAGAUUCAAGCUGAUCUGUAUGCACGAGCCGACGAAAAAUUUAAAUCUCAUGUCAAGCACAUCACGAACUGGGACGACUUCGUUCCUGCAUUGAACGACAAGAAUGUUUGCUUGAUCCCCCACUGUUUGACUGAGGAAUGCGAGGACCAGAUCAAGGAUCUCAGUGCAAGGAAAGCAGAAGAACAAAGUGGUGUGCCUCAAGAUGAGCGUGCUCCAAGUAUGGGUGCAAAGAGCUUGUGUAUUCCUUUCGAUCAGCCAGCGGGUGUUGAGAAGGGCGUCACCAAAUGCACAAACCCUCAAUGUAGCAAGACUGCUGAGGCGUGGUGCCUGUUCGGACGAUCCUAUUAA
Molecule: messenger RNA, 1722 nt
Organism: Lithohypha guttulata
Lineage: Eukaryota; Fungi; Ascomycota; Eurotiomycetes; Chaetothyriales; Trichomeriaceae
Exons: 2
Coding region: 1-1722 (573 amino acids)
Biological process (GO): prolyl-tRNA aminoacylation
Cellular component (GO): cytoplasm; aminoacyl-tRNA synthetase multienzyme complex
Molecular function (GO): proline-tRNA ligase activity; ATP binding
Source: RefSeq, a predicted model, not a curated record